AUGCGGCGGCUUUCCCCAGCUCUGGGCCUUCUUGCUGCGGCCCUCAGCUGCGCAGGGCCUGCAGCAGGGGUGCAGCACAAGCUGCACCACAGGCAGCAGCAGCAGCAGCAGCAGCAGCACGGCCACACUUCAGCUUCGCAUGCUGCUGCAGUUCUUGCUGCUUCCUCGCAUGCAUCCACAGACUCCAAUCCCUUCAUGGAGCCUCCCUAUGCCGAAUUCAUGGCCAGGUUCAACAUUCCCAAAGUCCACGGUGAGAGCCCCCCAACCCAGCAGCAGCAGCAGCAGCAGCAGCAGCAGCAGCAGCAGCAGCAGCAGCAGCAGCAGGAGCUUCCCAGCCCUUUCUUCUCCCCCUCACAGUUCAGCGAAUCCAGCGUGCUGCCAUCGAGUUGCAGCCGAGUCCAUAAACACCCGAACCUGCCGCUGCCGCUGCUGCUGCUGCCGCUGCUGCUGCUGCUGCUGCUGCUGCUGCUGCUGCUGCUGCUGCAGGGAGCGGGGUGUACGUGGACCUGGGGAACGAGAAGGAAGUGA
Eimeria necatrix is the source of this 528-nucleotide messenger RNA. RefSeq lists its product as hypothetical. Lineage: Eukaryota; Apicomplexa; Conoidasida; Eucoccidiorida; Eimeriidae. The coding region runs from base 1 to 528 and encodes 175 amino acids. The transcript has a single exon. The record is from RefSeq and is a predicted model, not a curated record.